GUAUGAGAUGUAGCCGCAGGGCUCCCGCUCUAAAGGGAAAACCCAGAAGGGGAAGGGGAGGCUGUGGGGGAGAGGCUGACUGUGCACCCCAACUGCGAACUGUGGGGAAUGCCCAGGACACGGAGCCCCAGGGUUGUGCUCCCCCCAACCAAUGGCAAAUUGUGUGUGUGUGUUUCUAGGCUGAGGAGUCAAGCUGAAAAAGGCAGAAAGAGCAGCGGUUCACAGGGAAAUAAAUUGUAGACAGAAAGGGAAGGUGGAAGAAGAGAGAAGGCAGGCAGAAAUGAGAGAGGAGGGAGAGGGAGGGCCCUGGGCAGAGACCCCGCCCCUGGCCCACGUGACCCAGCGAAGUGCUCCUGCCCCAGGAGGAGGCCCAGCACAGAGGGAGGAAGGACAGCAGAGCUCACACAUCAGACAGCAGUGCUCGUGAGCGUUUCGGGAGCUGAAGCUCUUCUCACAGAGCGAGGGACACAGCAGACAGCAGACACCAUGAAGCCCCCCUUAGCCCAUGCCCACAGAGGGUGCAGCCCCUGGAAUGGGCUCCUGCUGGCAGUCGCACUCGUAACCUUCUGGAAGCUGCUCAGCACUGUGAAACCCUCUAUUGAAUCGGUGCCCGUCAUUGCUGCAGAAGGCACGGAUGUGCUUCUACUUGUCCACAGUGUGACAGGGGAUCUUCUAGGCUACAGCUGGUACAGAGGAGAAAGGGUAGAGAACAACCAACUAAUUGCAUCACAUAGAAUAGACGUUAGUACAAGCACCACUGGGCUUGCACACAGCGGUCGAGAGACAAUAUACCCCAAUGGAUCCCUGCUGUUCCAGAAUGUCACCCAGCACGACACAGGAUACUACACCCUGUUCAUUAUAAAGAAUGAUUUACAGACGGAAAGACUAGCUGCACAACUCCGCGUAUACCCGGUGUUGCCCACCCCAGUCAUCACCAGCAACAACUUCAACCCCAUGGAGCAGGACACUGUAGUGUUAACAUGUGGGACGGAGACUCAGAACACCUCCCACACGUGGUGGGUCAACAAGCAGAGCCUCCCCAACAGCACCAGGCUGGAACUGUCUGAGGACAACAGGACUCUCACUUUAUUCCAUGUCACGAGGAAUGACACAGGACCCUAUAUGUGUGAAGCUCGGAACCCAGUGAGUGUCAGCCGCAGUGACCCAUUCACCCUGAACGUCAUCUUUGAUUCAACUGGCCUCUCAGGUGGUGCUAUUGCCUGCAUCGUGAUUGGAGUCCUGGCUGGCGUAGCUCUGAUAGCACCCCUGCUGUAUUUCCUGUAUAUGAGAUAGACUGGAAGGUCAGGGCCACUCUGACAAUUCACCUAACAAGGUAAGCACAGCCAGUUUCACUGGCUCCUUUUCUCAUGGAAAUAUCUCUGUGUAGAAUGGGUUAUUCUUGAAGAUACAAAAGUGAGAUCAAGUUUGGGUCAAAGUUCCUCACUUCAGCAACAGACAAAGAAGUAUUACCCCCACCAGUCUACCUCACUGCAAGAUGUGAACUUGAACCCUGGCUGGGACCUUGGGCUGGUAACUUAACCUCUUUGAUUCCCGGCUUUUUCACGUGUAAAAUGGACAUGCUGCCUCCUUCAAAGAGAAGUUCAAGGAAUUAAAUGACAUAACAAAGGUAAAGCACCUGACACAAUGCCCAGCUCAAGGAAGGCACUAGAUCAUUCUCCCUCUUCUGCCUCCAAUCUGACCCUGCUCUUACUAUCAAACGAUAAUUUCCAAUCUAAUAGAUCUGAGGUCUUAGUUCCUUUACUUUCUGAUAAUUGUACUGAAUUUUUCUCAUCUUAACCUUCAAUAGAAUAUACAUUGAUAUUGAAAAAUGCUUCAAUCAUAAGUAUAUUUUAACAAUGUUUAAGUUUCUACAUACCUAUGUAAACAGCACCCAAAUCAUUUAAAAAAAAAUCAACCCCCCCAACAAACACACACACAAAACGCUCCAGUUACUUCCCUCCAAAGAGUAAUGACUAUCCUUAUUUCCAGUGCAUUAGGUUAGUUUUACCUGGUUAUGCACUUAUAUAAAUGAAAAAUACAGUGUAUACAUGUGUCUGGCUUCUUUGAUUCAAAAUUGUCUUGUGAGAUUCAUUCAUAUUGUUGUGUGCCUUUGUCGUUCAUUUAUUCUCAUUGUUGUAUCAUCAUAUUCCAUUGUAGCAUUCCAUAAUCUAUCUCUUCUAAUGAACAUUCAAUAGGAUGUUAGUAAGCAGAGAAAAUGGGUAAUAAAAGCCCUUCUCUGAACUAAAAGUUUCAAAGUGGUGAAAGCAUGUGGUGCUGAAUCACACUGGACAAGGUGAGGGCCUGGCCUACGACACUGAUUUAAUUGACUGCUGUUCAUUCCUUUCAGAUUGACGAAGUUGCAUAUUCUGCCCUGAACUUCAAUGCCCAGGAAUCAAAGAAACCAACUUCAGCCUCCCCAUCAGCCACAGAAACAGUUUAUUCAGAAGUGAAAAAUAAGUGAUGCAACCAGUCCUGCUCACUGCACUUAUUCCAAGCUUCUCGUCCCCAUCCCUAGGAGAUGCCUUUGCCCUCCAGGGAAAAUGUGAAUAGUGUCUUUCCCCCGCUUUCAUCCCUAAUGAGGCUCCUCCAGGCUGCCUAGUCACAGUCCCUUCCUUCAGUGUCAGUAGAUGAAAAGGUACAUCCAGGAGGAGGGCUGUAGGAAACCCAACCUUCCUUGUCAUUGAACUUUGGCAAAGCAGACCUUGGGAGAGAGUUGCCAGAACCUCCAUGCCUCCCCAUUUCCUGACCUAAACUGGUUUUAAACUUGCUCAUUCCUUCCCACCCCAGUCCUUUCAUAUUGGAGUUUAACUUGAAUUUGCCAUAACCUGGAAAAUUAUGUCCUUGAUCCACUGAAAUGCAUGUGCCAGAAAAGGAGAGGAAAAGGAAAAACUUCUGCUCUCUGAAGCCCGGUGUGAACCCACCAUUCACAGGAAAACACAUACAUAACCAAUUCUGAACUGGGAAAUUCUAUACCUUUGUCCACUUUCAGGGUUGUCUACCUGCAGGACCAGGGCUAAACAACUUACUACUUAGCUAGAAUACCACCUAAACCUUUGAAAGCCUGUCUUCAGAGAAACUACUAGAAGCAACUAGAAAACAACUUCUCAAAGUCCAUAAGUGAAUCCUAAUGGAAAUUGCAAAAAAUGCACAUACUGUUUUAAUAACUUUAUGGGCUUCAUUAAAGGCAAUGCUCAGAGAUGGAGGGAUUAUCGCUUUAGAGGACAAUCAGCUCUUAACAGAGACAAUCUGCUGGGAUUUGGGAAAGGAAUCAGAAAGCUACCCUGCAGAGAUUAUUUAAAUAAUGGUUAAAGAAUGUACAAUUUGGGGUAUUGGGUUUUUUCCUUCCUUCUGAGACAUUCGCCAUUUAAAUUUUUGUAAUUGUUUGUUUAUGUGAAAGGGGUUAUGUUUACUUAAUUUGCUGUGUAAGCCAAUCUGACUGCCUUAGGUGAAAGACGCCACCAAAACCCCUCAAGUCCCUCUGGCCAGGAGCUCCUCAAGUCUUUUAUGUCAGGGGCUCCAAAAAGAAGAUAGGAAGAAGCAGUUUUCUACAUUCAUGGCCAGAAAGGGAUCUCGCUCAGUUUCUAGGCACCUCAGACCAACCAUCAGCACAAUUCUAUUCCACGUUUCUGCCUGUGUACGUUCCAUCCACCCCACUCACCUUCUCAGGAAACCUUGGCCUCUGCUAAGGUGUGUUUUGUUCUUAAGAAGCAGGAGCACCUGAAGGGGACACAACCACCCACGCAGCUGGCCUCGUUUACAACCUAGAAAGCUGCACUGGUGCUGAUGCUCCUUAGGACACAAGGGGAGGAUUAUAGCUCAGCUCUGGGCUUCGUGAAAGCCUCUGAAAUUUGUUUUCUCCCAUGGGGUCUAUGAGACCCAAUGUGUCAGCACAAAAAGGACGGGCAGGAGAAGGAGAGGCACGUCUACUUCCCACCCAGCCUCCUUCUGCAUGGAUGGAACCUCCUUGAGGCUGUUGAGAGAAAGGUUUUAUUCCAUAUUCAUUACUUGAUCUAAUGCUGAGUGGAACUGGCCCCCUCAAAGAGGGUUGGUUGGGAGUUCUCUGUACUCAGGUACCUCUUUCAGGGUUUUUUAACCCUGACACAGACUGUAUAUACCUCCCCUCAUCCACGCUAUUCUGUGUAAUUUAAUUUUGCCUGGCUAAGGCCGCUUCUGAAUUAUUUGUAUAAUUUGCUCUAUAUUUAUAAUAAAAAUUAUAUAUCAGGCAUCAA
Orcinus orca (killer whale) is the source of this 4229-nucleotide messenger RNA. Its product is annotated as carcinoembryonic antigen-related cell adhesion molecule 7. Bases 487 to 1293 code for a protein of 268 amino acids. Gene Ontology annotation, biological process: signal transduction; regulation of immune system process. Lineage: Eukaryota; Metazoa; Chordata; Mammalia; Artiodactyla; Delphinidae. The record is from RefSeq and is a predicted model, not a curated record. Gene Ontology annotation, molecular function: protein tyrosine kinase binding. The transcript is spliced from 5 exons. Gene Ontology annotation, cellular component: cell surface; plasma membrane.